Molecule: messenger RNA, 5145 nt
Organism: Xyrichtys novacula (pearly razorfish)
Lineage: Eukaryota; Metazoa; Chordata; Actinopteri; Labriformes; Labridae
Source: the annotation of a GenBank genome assembly
CGUUGCCAGAGCGUCAUGUCGUCAUAAAGACGUAGUGAGACGUUAUGCAUACACGUCACUCCAGAGUGGUUGUUUAUUGUCUGAGGCAGAGCUAACAGCUAACAGCUAACAGUCAGCAGGUAAGAAAGACAAUCAAACUUAAAAAUCAGUCAAUAUCUGAGUGGAUCAAAAUAUCGAUAUUAUCAGGGGAGAGAGAUUAAAGAUAACGUCCUCGUGGAGACCGGAAACGUUGGACAAAGUAGCGCCAAGUAAUCGGCCAGGUUAGCAUGCUAACGUUAGCAGAUGAUGAAGGUUUGACUUCAGAUUAAAAUCUGUUUUUAUUAAAAAUCUGUUUUUAUUGAAACUGUUUCUAGAACAUUUUCGUGUUUUCUCUGAGUUGGUUUGUUCCUCUGACUGUCAGAGACUCUCAGUGUUUUUAUAGGAGGAUGUUAGAAAGAAGAAGAACAAAGAAAACAGGCUGUUUGUCAGUUAAAUUAUUAUUAUUAUUAUUAUUAUUGUUGUUGUUGUUGUUUCACUCAUCAGCACUUUGACUGUCAGAUCAUUGAAUUAAAUCUAUAUUAGAUGGAGGCAGAGAACAGAGUUAGAUCAACUUUAUUAAAGAAAAAAGUCUAAAACAUAAAAACAAAAUGACUGUAAAGAUGAAAUUAUUCUUGUGUCCCCCUUUAAUGUUGUGGACUAAAAAUGUGGAUUUCAUCUUAUUUAAAAUUAUUUUAUGAUCACUUGGAUGAAAAAGAGAAAGUUAGUCAGAAAUAUUUAGUGUCUUAUUCUGGUGUCGACGUUUUUGUUUUUUAUUGUUUUUGUUUUUAUUGUUGUUUUUGUUUUUAUUGUUGUUUUUGUUUUUUGUUGUUGUUGUUUUUAUUGUUUUUGUUGUUGUCGUUGUUUUGUAAAUCUUGCAGGCGGGAUGUUGCGGCUUCGCUGUAAGACCAAAAACGGGAGCCACAUCAUGCAGGGUCUGACUCAUCAGUCGUGCGUUCAGGAGCUGAAGACCAAGGUGGAGGAGCUGACCGGGAUCCCGUGUGACGUGCAGAAAAUCAUGGUUGGUUAUCCGCCAUCAAGCCUUGAUCUCCGAAACGGAGACGCUCACCUGAAGGACUAUCCCAUCAAAUCAGGUGAGUUUUCAACAGAAACAUCUCUGUUAGUUUUCUGAGAGGGUUCAUCCUUUAUUAGCGUCUAAAAUACUGAAACUUUCUGAUCUGAACGUUUGGAUCUAAAGUCCAAACGGAUGGAUGAGUGUGGUCUGAAAUCAUGACUCAGAGGUGGGAGGAGACAGCUUCAUAAAGCUUAGUUUGUUAAAAUACAGGAAAACACUGUUAGACAUCCAUAACAGUAGAGCGGCGCUGACCUGACUCCGCCCACGCUGAACCCUGCUGUGCUGUCCUCCUCUGCAGGAGACACUCUCAUCGUGGAAGAAGAAAAGAACAAACCAAAGCCUCAGGAUCAUCCCACUGUGACCAAAGCGCCGCGCCUCGACGCCUCACCUGUGCUGGCACGCCGCGUUGUCCCUGCUGAUAACUCCUGCCUCUUCACCAGUGUGUAUUACGUCGUGGAAGGGGGCGUGUACGAACCCUCUUGUGCCCCUGAGAUGCGAGGCCUCAUCGCCCAGAUCGUGUCUAGCGACCCCACGGCGUACUCUGAGGCGGUGCUGGGAAAGACCAACGAGGAGUACUGCUCAUGGAUACGGCGUGAUGACACCUGGGGAGGAGCCAUCGAGGUGUCCAUCCUCUCCAAGUUUUACCAGUGUGAGAUCUGCGUGGUGGACACUCAGACGGUACGAGUGGAUCGAUUCGGGGAGGACGCCGGCUACCACAAACGCGUGCUUCUGAUCUACGACGGCAUCCACUACGACCCUCUGCAGAAGGAAACGCCCGGCUCGGACGUCCCGCCCCAAACGAUCUUCUCCACUACGGACGACGUUAUCUUGGCGCAGGCGCUGGAGCUGGCAGACGAGGCUCGCCGAAAACGCCAGUUCACGGACGUUAAUCGCUUUGCUCUACGCUGCAUGGUGUGCCAGACGGGCCUUGUGGGACAGAAGGAAGCCCGUGAGCACGCCAAGGAGACGGGCCACACCAACUUUGGCGAAGUGUGACCCGCAUCAUUUCGUCUUUUUCCUCUCACUGAUACAACCACCACCAACCCCGUGCCCCACAUGUGGCGACUCUGUUGGUCUUUCUGUCGAUCUGCUUGUGUGAUCCUCUACCUCACAUUGUCCAGCGACAUCUCCGGAGAAUCUGCAGAAACUCUCCGCUUCAGUAUUACUUCUUAAACUGCUGUCAGUCAGAAACACGACUGCAGAGCUCGAUGUCAUCAAACCAUCAUUUCAGUCUGUCAGGGACGGUAACAAAAGCGUAAAACAGGGUCGAGUAAAACAUGCAAAUAAUUCUUAGUUUGUUGUCGUCAGUGCCGGACCUUCAUGAUGAACCAAAUAAUGACUCCAGGGCUUCAGCGAUCACUGCAGAUAUGAAAAUCAUUAAAGUUACUCAUUAAUCAUCGGCUGCUAAACGAUGAAACAUCUCCUGUCAACUUCUUCUGAGUGUUUCAGCCUCAUUUUAAUUUAAGGAGAGGUGUUUUUGUUUUAAAUGGAGUUGUACGAGGUGCUUGCCUGGAGUAUCACUCACAGGGGAUCCUGCUCAGCUCAGGAAGACAACAAACCAAGAACCCAAGCUAGGCUGACCCAAAACCUGAAGACAGUCCCAGUGUUUCCAGGCUGAAUGUUGAAUUUUGACCUUUUUAUUAUAUACAUAUAUAAAGUGUAAACGUGGCACAAAGAGUUGAUAAAAAAGGGUUCGAGCUCAAACAGGCUGAUACACUGAUACAUGAACAUUCAUUCAACACUUUAGAAAGUCUCAGUACGACUGACAAAUGGUAAUUAAACACACUGUAAAAAAUCAAAACUGUUCAAGUCUUUGGGGCUUUUUUACUGACAGCUGUGAUGGUCCAAUCAGCUCCAUGAAGAGUCCACUGAAGGAGAGAUCCUGAGGAGUCACCUGCAGACCUCUCUGACUCUAAAUGACAGGAGAGUUGACCCGCCCUAAAGUGGUUGAUAGUUUAACUUCCACUCUGGUUCUGGGGCGAGUUUCUGAGCAAACGGGUCGAGCUGACUGGAAACCCCUGUGGGUUCUUACUGUGAGGAAGCACCUCAAACAACCUCAACAUCUCUGCCUUUAACCCUGAUGUGUUUGAGGGUCGUUCUUUAUUUGGUGUUUUUACUGGUUUCUGUCCGCCGGUGUGUUCGCACUUCAGCGGAGAGUUGGUUGGUAAGAAAAACUGGUAACAACCUCAAACCCUUGAGGGUUAUUUUCAGAGCGAGUGUGAAGGCUGUCUGCUCCAGCAUCAGUGAGUCCAAGACUCUGAACUCUCUGGAUGAACUUGAAGCUGCUGACUGAUGUGGUGGAGGUUCUCAAACGUUACUCUGGUUAAACGGGAGUGUUUGCUUUUUAAAACGACCACUAAGAAUUGUUUGCUCUCUGAGGUGAUCCUAUUCACUGUUGUCUUAAACGCAGCACACACAGUUUGACUGUUAUUCAUUAUGUUGGUUAUGUAGCAUGGUGUUUUUUUUGUUUUUUUAGUAUUUCCGUUACUUGACAGAAACUCUUCCAACUCUACAAAAUGAACUCUGUGUGGUGAAGGUUGAGCUUUAAACUACAUCGCUGUGACUUCAGUGACGAGCGGCUGCGAUUGAGGUUUAAAGUUGAGGUCCUGCAGUUUGAAAUUCUGAUUGUGAAACUGAUUUUUUUUCUUCUUUAUCAUUUUUGACGUUGCUUUAAGUUUUAUUAGUGGGUUAGUUUUGAAUAAGACAAAAAAAUACACAAAAAAAAAAGGUAAUGGUGCUGAUCAUAUAAUGUCCAUGGCUUGUUUUGGUCAUCUUCACUGAAAAACAAAGUUGUCAGGUGUGUAACUUUUGAACUCGAGUGUGUUUUUCUUUUUUAACUUCAUCAUGCUGAGUGAACAAAUCUUUUUAAAAGUACAGUGUGUCAUAAAUAAUUAUGAACAGAAAUGAAAUGAUUAUUGAUGAGUUUGUUUACAGAAGUGUGCAAACUUUAAAACUCGCUCAGAGCCGCCGUCGUGCACCGCCAUGUUUCUACAGAAGCACAGAACGGACAAACGAGUCAGAUUCUGAUGUUCUGUCCAAAAUGCGCACAGAAAAAGAGAGUGGUUGUUGUCAUUUGUAGUUCUGGACAUCUUUGAUGGUUAAAAACGGGUAAACUGAGGCACUCGUCAUGCAGCGUCUCGUCCUCGAGGGUCACUGUUGACACACCGACCCAGAGGGGUGAGCAUCUGAACCUAACACUCCUGUUUCUACACACUGCACCUUUAAGAAGUUUUUCCCUCUGAUUGAACAUUUCUGGAUAUUUUCUAAAAACCACUAAAGCUAAAUUAUCAGACAGGAGUUCUCGGUAAAAUAAGGUGUUUUAUGUUUUGAAUCAUGAGUGGGAAAUGCUGUGGGAGUGAAUCCUGCUCACUAUGAUGUGUUCAUUUUUCAGGUCUGUACACUUCUCUGCUAAACAGUGUUAACCCUUUCAUAUUUUCAGCACAAAAGACAGUCAGGGUAUUUGAUCAAGAUCAAUGCAGAAGAGUCAUUUUAUUGAAUUUCUGUGCAUGUUGUCCAAAAACGGCCUUUUUCACACCGUAUGUGUUGCACAAUAGGAGCAUGUUGUCGAUAUCUGAACAGACUUUAGAGAAACUCCUGACCGGUGAGGCUGAAGCACGCACUCGUGUUACACCACGGCUCAGAAAUGUACGACUCAGUUUUUCAGUUUAUUGUGAAUAACUUCUUUUAUUGAACGUAUCUGUGUGGGCCAUAUUGUACUGAGUUCUUGCCAAAACGAGUGGGGGGCGUUACAGGGGUUUAGUUUGAUGGUCUGGGCUGAGACUGAGGCCAUGUUCGGACCGUUUGUUUGAAUGUGAAGUAGAUUUUCUUCUUCCUCAUCCGUUCCUUUUUAACAGUGAUAAUAAUAAUAUUGGAUUAACAGCUUGCAUAAAAGUGAAACUAUGACAUGGCUUUGUUGUAUUUUGUAUUUUACCAAGUUCUCAUGGCUCUUCAAGGACAAUAACAAUGAAUGUUGCACACAAAGCACUACAGAAUAACUGGAUUUACUUGAUUUUUUCAGUGUUGUGUCACAAAUAAAAGUUAUUGACAAAGAUAAA